UGAAUUUCUAUCGGCACUCUUUGGUGUAUGAAUAGCGGAUGCACUUGGAAGUAAUAAAGUCAUAUCAGCAAGCCACAAUAUAUGAUUUGCCCUCAGGAUGGAGAAGGGAACAUGACGAUACCGUGCUCGCAGUACCCUAGGCAGGCACACUUGGUUCGUAUUAACGCAGUAUGUGCAUCGAUGGCAGCGUUUUUUUCCGGACUGAUGACAGAAGUGGUCCGAGUAUACCCACAUUUGUUGCUUGUCUUCAAACCCUUGUUCUCUCAGCUAUUAACCUCGGCUGAAUUAGGGAGUUUGACAUAACCCAACCCUCCAUGGAUGUAAUCUCUUCCAUUGCAGUGAUUAGUAGCAGCGUCCGAUCCGAGGUAGAGGCAAGUGUCGUCAACGGCCCCUACCGCAGUUUUGCACUUAAAAGGCUUCCAUAUACCCGUGUGUGAUUAUCGUCACAACUCCUCAACUCAUCACCUUAAUCAUGUCUACUCAGAAGGCCGUCAUCGUGACCCAACCUAAGACCGCGGGCUUGGUCAGCUCCCGUGCCAUUCCUAAGCUCCGCGAUGAUUAUGUCCUCGUCAAGACCGUCAGCGUGGGUCUGAACCCCAGUGACUGGAAGCACAUCGACUUCCUCUCGCCCCCCGGGGUACUGUUAGGAGGUGAUUACUCUGGCGUUGUCGAAGCAGUUGGCAAAGACGUCAAACUACCCUGGAAGAAAGGGGACCGUAUCUGCGGUUCCACCCAUGGUGGUAAUGCCGUUCAGUCUGAGGAUGGCUCUUUUGCCGAGUAUAUUGUUGUCAAGGGUGAUGUGCAGCUUCGAAUCCCUGAACAUCUUAGCUUCCAGGAAGCUGCCACGCUUGGGGCUGGCAUUCAGACUGUCGGCACCCUAGCAAUCCAGUUCGCGAAGCUCUCUGGGUACCAGGUGUUCACCACAUGCUCGCCGCACAACUUCGACCUUGUCCGUUCCCUUGGCGCGGACGCUGUCUUUGAUUACAAUGACCCGGAUUCCGCCGCUCAGAUUCAGAAGCAGACGAACAACAGCCUGAAGCUAGUCUUGGACUGCAUCUCCCUUCCUCCGAGUGUCGCUUUCGCCGACAAGGCACUAUCAACCGAGGGCGGCGAGUACCUGUCACUCUUGCCCGCGAAUAUCGAACGGGCGAACGUCAACAGUCGCUUCAUUCUAGUCUACACCUCCCUUGGCGAGGCCUUCAGUUUCGGCGACAUGCCUUUCCCCGCUAAACCGGAGGAUUUCGAGCACGCCAAGAAGUUCACCCAGGUAGCUCAGGCUCUUUUAGAUCUGGGCAAGGUGAAAGUUCAUCCUCCCAAGGUUGGAAAAGAUGGUCUACGUGGUGUCCUGGAGGGAGUUGAGCUCCUCAGGACUAACAAAGUCAGUGGUGCGAAGCUGGUUUACAACGUUGCGGAGACUCCUUAGUCACACAGAUCUAC
Aspergillus versicolor CBS 583.65 is the source of this 1437-nucleotide messenger RNA. Its product is annotated as zinc-binding alcohol dehydrogenase family protein. Gene Ontology annotation, molecular function: oxidoreductase activity, acting on NAD(P)H. The coding region runs from base 473 to 1423 and encodes 316 amino acids. The record is from RefSeq and is a predicted model, not a curated record. Lineage: Eukaryota; Fungi; Ascomycota; Eurotiomycetes; Eurotiales; Aspergillaceae. The transcript has 2 exons.